CAUACCAUAAUAUAACAAAAUAAAGGUGACUGAUUGAGAAACUUAAUAUAUGAAUUCUCAAGUGAUCAUAAAUUGCUGCCAUCGCGAUCAUUUAUUUCUGACGGAGUAAAAGAGUUUUAAUGAACUAGACUAACAUUUCAUUUCCCGCGAUUUUUGUUUACGUUUUGUACAGGUGGAUACAUCAAUGACAGGUUGAAAUUAACAAAGAGUAACCGAUCAUGGUGAUGCUAGUGGAACUACAGGCAACAUGCAGUGCCCUUGGAUACCAAGAAGGCAAGAAAUAUGUGAAAGAACCAGACUGUUUAGAGACGGUCAAAGAUCUUAUUCGCUUCUUGAAAAGGGAAGAUGAAACCUGUGACAUAAGGAGACAGUUAGGGGAGGCCUGCAUUUUGCAGAAAGAUAUUAUUCCUAUCCUGAAGCAGUACCACACUGACAGAGUCCUGUUUGAAGCUGUCAUCAGAUUAUUAGUUAACUUGACGCAGCCUGCAGUUUUGUGUUUCAACAAUCACAUCCCAGAGGACAAAACCCUUCGAAAUCAUUACAUUGAGAUUGAGUCCCAGUUACAGAGCUAUAAAGAGGUGUUUGUUGAUGAAGAAUUAUUUGGAGUCUUGACAAGAAAAAUGGGAGACCUCUUAAAAUUGGACUGGGAGCACAGACAGGAGGAGGACAGACUUCUGAUAGAGAGGAUGCUGAUCUUGAUCAGGAAUGUUCUCCAUGUGCCCCCAAACUUGGACAGAGAACAGAGGACGGAUGAUGAUGCCAGUGUUCAUGAUCAAGUUAUCUGGGCUAUACACUGCAGUGGUUUGGAAGACCUUCUCCUUUACAUUGCCAGUUCAGAAGAUGAGAGGAAUUUCUCCAUGCAUGUGUUAGAGAUUGUCUCUUUGAUGUUUAGAGAACAGACUCCGGAUAUGCUGGCAACUGCUGGAGUUAGUCGGUCCAUGACAGAGAAAGAGAAGGAUGAGAGAGAACUUCAGAUGGCUCUGGAACAGGAAAAGGCACAAAAGAGGGCCAGCUUGAUGAAAUUUAGCACCAGACAUUCUCGAUUUGGCGGUACGUACGUCGUGCAGAACAUGAAAUCCAUCAGUGACAGAGACGUCAUUUUCCACAAGAACCAGAAGGAUGUGUCCAAUCUAACGUUUGACAUCAACAAGAAGCCAAAGAAGAAAGCCAAGAAUCGACAGCCAAUCAAAGAGCAGGAAUUGACGCGGCGUUCCACACUGAGCAUCAGACUUGGGCUGAAGGAAUUCUGUGUCCAGUUCCUGGAGAGCUGCUACAAUCCACUUAUGUAUGCCGUCAAGGAUAUUUUAAACAGGGAGAAGGCCCAGGACCAUGAUGAGACGUAUUAUCUGUGGUCCAUGCGGUUCUUCAUGGAGUUCUGUAGACUACACAGCAAACAGGUGGAGCUUGUCAGUGAGACUAUGUCUGUGCCGACCUUCCACUACAUCCAGGUACAGCUCUUCCAGUACUACGAGAUGAUCAUGAUGGAAAAGAAGGAGGCCAAAGUCUGGGCUAAAAGGGUACACCUUGCUUUAAAAGCAUACCAGGAGUUGUUGAUGACCCUAGAUUCUAUGGAUCGCUCUGGCAACCGUCAGCUGGUGGAAAGUGCAAAGGUCAUCAAAAACAAUAUAUUUUAUAUGAUGGAGUUUCGAGAUACUUUUUUGACUCUGCUAAGAAAGUUCAAUGAAAGUGUCCAGUCAAGGUCAUUUUUGAAAGAUUUAGUGGAAACCACACAUCUGUUUCUAAAAAUGCUGGAAAAAAUGACCAAAGGCAGUUCCAACUUUGUUGUGCAAAAGAAGAAAGCCAAAAGAAAGAAAAAAACUAAACCUAAAGCUUCACCUGACCAGCCAAGGGAGCCUACUCCUGAGGAACUGGAGGACAAAUGGGAUGACAUCUCUGGAGAGUUGUCCUCCUUGAUACAGGGAAGAGGGGAACUGCCUACAGAUGUCGCUCCAUUUGAUGCGGCAUCAGAAGUAGAUAUUGACCAUCAAAGGGUGGAUGCCUUGAUUCGAAUCCAGGAUGCACUUCGAGAUCAGCGCCCUGGAGAAGCAUUGGCUUUGCUGAGGGCAGCCAGAGAGGUUUGGCCAGAGAGGGAUCAGUUUGGAGCACCGGACAUCGGGCCAGAGGAAGAGUUCAUGGCUGUGCGAGAAAUCUUCAUGUCUGACCUACCUAGGCCAACAACAGAGCCAUCCAUGGAUUUGGUUGAAGAAGAACUUGAAGAUGAAAUUGAAGAGGAGGAGAGGACUGCCAUAGAAUGUGCUGAACAAGAGUUCAACUUCAAAGAAUUUCUAGCAAAAUUUGGGAAGCCAGAAAUUCUAAAAGCUUACGUGCUAUUACUGGCGGACUAUGAGAAGAACUCGGUCCACACAAACCAUUGCGUGAUCAAGAUGCUGCACCGCCUCAGUGUGGAGCUGGGCUUUGUGGGAAUGAUGUUCCAGGCCUCCCUAUUUAGGGUGUUUCAGAAGAUUGUAUUGUCUCCCCUUGCAAAGACAGAGAGAUACCAGGAAAUUACCAAAUUUGCUACCUAUGUGAUCAGACAGUUUGUGGAAGUUGCUGAGAAGAACAAGAAGGUGUUCAUGGAGAUGUUGUUCUGGAAGGGGCACCGUGAGGCGUCAGAGAUAGUGGACGGUUACGGGUCCUAUCAAGGAAAAGUGAAGCAGGUGUGGUCAGAAGAUCAAGAGAUGGAACUUCGACGUCUGUUUGAGGAACACAGCACCACAGAGGAAGGGGAUGUCGUUGAGAACAUCAUGAGAGACAUGAGUGACCAGUCUAAAACGAGAGGGCAGAUCAUUAGGGAACUGAAGAAACAGGGGUUGAUAGAGAGCGCUAAAGACCUGAAAAGACCAAACGGACCAAAAAGAGUGAAGGGCUGGAACGAAGAACAAGAAUUUGAAUUGAGAAACUUGUACGACAGAUUUAAAAGUACAGAUGAUCCAGUUGGAAACAUCAUAUCAAACAUGUCAGAGAAAAGAAGUAAGGCCAAGGUCAUUGAGAAGUUGUGUGCCCUUGACCUGGUGUCAGAUAGAAAGGACCUUUAUAAAAGACGGAAACGGAAGCCCAAGAAUCCCUGGGAUGCUGGAGAAGGUGACCUGCCAAUCAAUGAUGACUGGAGCAGUGGGGAAAGUGGAAAGGAGGGGCCAAACCAAGGGGAAUCUAGUGAUGAAUCAUCUGCUCAGUCAACUUCCUCUUCGGAAGAUGAAGGCGACCAGAGCGAUGUUGAGGAUGAAGAGCAAAACACAGUGGGUGAUGUCACUAACAUGACUAUAGUGAUUUCCCAACUUGUGGAGAAAGGCUACAAAGACCAAAUUCUGUGGAUUCAAAAAUGCAUCAAAAGAAAAGCUGAUGAUAAGGAGAAAAAAGAUAAUACAGUCUCUGUCCCCAUCGUUCCUCUCACAGAAGAAAAUGAAACUGCCAUGGAAGAUGAGAUGUUCCUGUCCUUUCUCCGCAAUAUUGGAAUCACUUCACCCGCCAAUGAGCAGGAAGCGUUUUGGAGAAUCCCAGGAGAAAUGGUGCUUCAAGAUCUGAGGAACCUGGAGAUUGGCCUAACUUUGGAUGAGAAUGACCAACCAGUGUCUGCAGAUAAAAUCAAAGUAAUGCAAACAGCAACAGCCAAAGGUGCCAAGAAAAAAAACAAAAAGAAAAAGAAAGUCCAGAAAACUAAGAAGAAUAGCAAGUUUGAGGAUUUGCUGAAACAAAUGGCGGAAAAGAGAAAGCAGAAUAAAGAGGAUGGUCGCCUAGCAAGGAGAGAAAAAAAGAGAAACUCUCCAUCUUCUGCUGUUCCUGCCACUACAAUAGAUGAUGAUGACCUCACAGGGACCAAUCAAACAGAAGUCCCUGGGACAGUGCCACCUGGCAGCACCGAGAAACAGAAAAAGGGAGUUUACUCUUCCGGCAAGAAAAGGAGAAUAAAAAGACUGCUGGAUUCUGAUAGUGACAAAAGUGAUGGUUCUGACAGUGAAAAAGAGAACCAAUCAUUUUCCCAGCCAGAUAAAGAAGAGGAAGACGGAGAACAGCAGACCCAGCCCCUGAGGUUUGACAGCGAUGAUGAUGAUGAUGUACCACUGGUUUCUAUGGGAAAGCGAAGCAGAACUGCAGGCUCAGACACCAGCCCAGAGGGCAAAAAACCAAGGCUGAUGAUUGACUCUGGUGAUGAUUCAGCAGAUGAAGUUGUGUCUAACAGUAAGAGAAAUUCCAACAAAAAAGCCAAAUUAUCUUUUGAUUCUGAUGACGAUUCACAAUCUUUGCCAUCUCCGAAAAAAGUUUCUAAACCAGACUCUAAACGACAGCUGAUAUCUGACGACAGUGAAGAGGAGGAGGAUAAAGAGCCAUCACCAAAAGAGUCGGCCUCUUUCCCGGCCACUUUACUGACACAACCUCCGGAUGACUCCGAUUCGGAUCUGGAUGACCAUGUUCCACUUCGACAAGUCCUCCACAAGAGGAAAAUCAUUUCGAGCGAUGAGGAAGAUUAGCAGGAUGUAUGAGAAAGAAACUUGAACAUUAAUAGCUACAAUUUACGAACAAGUUGAAAUUAUUUCUCCCUCUAGAAAGCACUAUAGGGGUACCGAUAUUUAUAAAGUGAGAUCUCACUUUUGAAUUGCUUUUUCUAUACUAGUAUUUAAUACUGUAUUAAUCAGUGAAAGAAGGAUAUUAUUUAUCUGCAUGUCAUGAAAUAAAACAUUAAACAUA
Magallana angulata is the source of this 4683-nucleotide messenger RNA. Its product is annotated as protein timeless homolog. Gene Ontology annotation, molecular function: DNA binding. The transcript has 35 exons. Gene Ontology annotation, biological process: DNA replication checkpoint signaling; replication fork arrest; DNA repair. The record is from RefSeq and is a predicted model, not a curated record. Gene Ontology annotation, cellular component: replication fork protection complex. The coding region runs from base 219 to 4466 and encodes 1415 amino acids. NCBI's taxonomy places the organism in Eukaryota, Metazoa, Mollusca, Bivalvia, Ostreida, Ostreidae.